Pleurotus ostreatus (oyster mushroom) is the source of this 4743-nucleotide messenger RNA. RefSeq lists its product as uncharacterized. Lineage: Eukaryota; Fungi; Basidiomycota; Agaricomycetes; Agaricales; Pleurotaceae. Gene Ontology annotation, cellular component: cytoplasm. Gene Ontology annotation, biological process: regulation of GTPase activity; signal transduction. The transcript has 8 exons. The record is from RefSeq and is a predicted model, not a curated record. Bases 1 to 4743 code for a protein of 1580 amino acids. Gene Ontology annotation, molecular function: phosphatidylinositol binding.
AUGUCUACUUCAUCAGCUUCAUCAUUACAAGCCUCAUCGUCAAAUUCACCUAUCACUUCAGCUGCUCUUCUACAACAACAUGCAUCUGCCCCAAAUCCCCUUGCUGCUGCCUUGGAACAGGCAGUAACAGACCGCAAUGCACUUGCUGGGCAAAACUCCUCGCUCUGGAAGCUUGUUGAAAAACAGCGGGCGGGAUACAGUCAAAUUCUGCGCGAACUCGAGCGUGUGAGAGGAGAGCGCGAUACAUGGCGAGCUCGUGCUGGAGGCAAGAGAGACGACCAACAUCAAGGUCACUCUAGCAACAAUCCAGACAAUAACGAGCCGAAACAUUCGACGCCGAGAAAAUCCCCGGAUGAACAAGCACCUCGCUCGACGUCGUCUGCUUCGUUGCACUCCCAAUCGCAUUCUUCGCUACUACACUCGGAACGACAGCGGGCUGGUUCAGCAAGUUCCCAGCACUCUCUUCCUUAUACAAAUCCCUCAUCCAGUUUAUCCAACUCUCGUUCCGUCCAUUCUUCGACCUCUGCAGAGCCCAACGGCACCAACAAUAAUGCAGGUCCUACAUCUGCUAAUUUAUCAUUCCCUUCCCUCGGAUCAUCUCCCAUUCACACUCGUACUGCCUCAUCUCAUCCGCACCCCCCUCAGAACGUCCAUCAUCAGCACACUCAUUCAUCGCAGCGUUCACAUUCUCCACCAAUUAAUUCCCUCCCACAAAGCCAGCGUUCUGUACCGGCUCCCUCACCCCUGGGUAUCUCGCAACCACUGCGGUCGGAAUCGUUGCCAGCUUCCUUACAGGCAGGUCCGCCCAUUCGCCCGCCCAAUAACACGGUUCCUCCUCCUCGAAAAAUGAGCUUGAGUGAAUUCAACGGCUCACCCAACCUCAAUGGUAACGCAUCCCAGCCAGUAGUCAACAACCCCACUCCGCUACCUCACACCCUGGCCCAACCCCAGUUACUUUCUCCCGAUCCUGGGCUUGCCUCUCCAAACCCGCCCUUCAUGCAUUCUCGCGCAGACAGGGAUUCCCAAGGAAGCCACGAUUCACGAAUUACUCUCCCUGAAGAGGCUCGUGCUUACAUUGUCAAUAUGACUGAUAGCCCUUUGGCAAGCCCUCAUGUUGCUCAGUUCGUCACAAAGCCCAGUGCGUUGAGUGGGAGCAGUCCCAACUCCUUCGAUGAUGUCAACGAGGCAACGACGAUCGUACUUGACGAUAGAGUGCCACCGAUUGGUUCGGGCCACGGGUUAAUGAAGAUUGCCAACCCAGAUCCUGAAGGGAAUGGUCCAGACUCUGCUGCGAGUCGUCGGAAUGGCCACACCGAUAAUCGUGACGGAUUGGGAUAUAUGGGCCCUCCUCCCGUCGUCACAGUAGUGCCUGCGUCAGCGGGUCCGAUGUCUCCUCCUCGACAAACACCACUUGGACCAUCGAGGCCACACGACAUCAAUGGCACGCGCCUGACUCCUCGCAAGCCGCCGAGCACCGAGGCAACACGAGACGAACUUGGAAGCAUGUUCCUUGACAUGGAUGAGAGCUCAGGACUUGAGGAUGGUUCUGGUAUUGAGGAUGAACCUCUUGAUGGCACCGAAGACGGGUUUGACUCGCCUAUUCAACGUAAUGACCACGUGGCGGGGAGUGAUGAUGGAUAUUCGACCGCGAAGGCCCUCGAGUCCUCAAACGAUGCCUACAAUAAAGAGAGAUCCAGAAAAGUCAAACCUCGGGCAGCGGUUGAAGACUUCCCCCUACCUCCAUCAUCCGAUACCUCGCUCGCUCACCCUUCCUCAUCGCUUCAGCUUUCCGCCGACCCCGGUUCCUCUACAUCCGUGUUCUCCAACGGUAUACCUUCGGGCGAUAGUUCUGCUUACUCGAUCAAUCCAAAUGCAGCCAACCUUCAUUCGGCAUCAGCAUCAACUUCCACGCUCCUCUCUGCAUCUUCAUCCAGUCCACCGUCCGCCCUGGCGUCCUCGUCCAAUCUCGCCUCUAUCCCCUCAGAUUCCUCCUUCGUGUUGCCGAAAGGUACUACGACCUUGACUCUGUCUUCCUUGGACAAAGGAAACAAGUUCCGCGCCCUGCCGCUAUUAAUCAGCGAUCUACCGUACACAGCGAUUUCGGUAUCUUCGUCCUUCGUGCGUCCAAAUGAACGUGGGAAGGAGGUUUUGAGCUUUACUGUGCUUGUAAGUAUCGACAGGGAGGGUGGCAGGAAGAGCAAUGCAGGAGAGCACAUGAAUGAGAAAAGCAAGCCCAAGGAUAGUUGGACGAUCGAGAAGAUGUAUAGUGAUGUGCUGGCAUUGGACCAACGAGUCAGAUCUACCGUAGGGAAAGGUGCGGCCAGGAAGAUGGCCAACUUGCCUGAAGGGCGGCUUUGGAAAGACCACGCACCCGCGAAGGUCGAUCAGCGCAAGGCUGUGCUUGAGAAUUACCUACAGACGCUCGUAAAUCUCCCGGUCAAGAACAACGAUGAAGUAAUCGCUUUCCUUACCUCCGACAUUGUGCGUGAUGCGAAGAAGCCUGUCCUCCAAGCUGGACACAAGGAAGGCUAUCUCACAAAACGGGGCAAGAACUUCGGAGGAUGGAAGACGAGGUUCUUUGUUUUGCAAGGUCCCGUGCUGGAGUAUUAUGACUGCCGUGGCGGAACCCACCUAGGAUCCAUUCAAGUAGCGGGCGCGCAGAUCGGUCGUCAGCAGCGCUCGGAAAACCGUGGUAGCACCGCUGACGAAGAAAAAGAAUACCGUCAUGCGUUCCUCAUUGUCGAAGCUCGAAAGAAUGCAGCAGGCAAUCAUCCCCGUCAUGUUCUUUGCGCGGAAAGUGACGAAGAUCGUGAUUCAUGGGUAGAAAUGUUGGUGCGAUACUUCAGCGGCGUAUAUACGGAGGAGCCUGUUACAUACAGUGCGCGAGGUCCCAGUCCAAUCUCAACCAACACUCAGGAUUUGGACCGAACUCCUAACGGCUACGGCCAGCCACCAGCACGGUCAAGCCACUCCAUUGAUAUACCUCCUCCAUACACUCCAACUCCCAGAGAACAUGCUCAGCGACGUGGCAUGUCUCGAGACGACAUCACGAUAUCGAAAGGCCCGGCUAUCCCAAUAUCUCAGCUAGCGCCCGACGCCAGUAACGCCAAACUCUUCCAAUCCACGCCUAUGCUCGGAGAAACUACGACCAGUCCUGUUAAGACCCACCCAUCGCCAGUGGAGCGUCACGGAGAACGUGAGAAGGCCGGCGGACUACCUUCGAGCCUGCCUGACCCGAGUCCUCUCAGUUCUAGCACUGCGGGCCACGACAUCGGGUCGUCUUCGUCUCCACUGCGGUCGAACUCGGAGAUGGGGCACUAUCCGGAUUUGCAAGACUCUGGGAAGCAUCGUCAACCCUCGCCCGAGAAGCACCGGGAUCGGGCUCGUGAGGUAGACUCUCGCAAAUCGUACAUGCCAUCUUCUAGCACAAGCCUUGUUCCACCGGUUACGGAGCGUGUGCCUUCUCCAGACAAGAUGGAUAGAGCAAAGAUCUCGGGCCCCAUAAACGGUACUCCAAUACCUGCCGGCUACAAAUUUGGUGGUAAAGAUGCUGAGGCUACGCCAAUCACACCAAGCGAUCGGCGAGAGAAAGCAAAAUCGCGCUCUUUCUGGAAUUUUGGUAGACCAAACGAUAAACUCCAGCCGCUGCCGACAUUCAUCCCUCGCGCCGUCUUUGGUGUUCCCUUGGAAGAGUCUCUCGACGUGGCUCAAAUAGCCAGCCUUCCGGCCAUUGUGUUCCGUGCCAUCCAAUACUUGGAGGCUAAGCGGGCCGACCAAGAAGAAGGUAUCUAUCGAUUGAGUGGAAGCUCCGCAGUCAUCAAGAGCCUAAAGGAUAGGUUCAAUGCCGAAGGUGACAUAGACCUGCUGGCAUCCGACGAGUACUGGGACCCACAUGCCAUAGCCGGUCUUCUCAAGAGCUUCUUGCGCGAACUGCCCGCCAGUAUACUCACCCGCGAUCUGCAUCUGAAAUUCCUAGCCGUCAUUGACUUUGUCGAUGCUCAAGAACGCAUAAAGGAACUUUCGCAAUUGAUUGCGGCUCUACCAAUUGCCAAUUAUAGCCUGCUUCGUGCUCUGACGGCUCAUCUGAUACUGAUCGUUCAAAACUCAGGUGUAAAUAAGAUGACCAUGCGGAACGUGGGUAUCGUCUUCAGUCCUACCCUCGGGAUUCCGGCAGGCGUCUUUAGCUUGAUGUUGGGGGAGUUUAACCGUGUGUUCAAUGUCGACCCCGAUUACACCGAUGAUGGGUCCGAUGAAAAGGCUGCAGCUGCUGGAGCGGAGGGAGACCAGUUAACCGUAGGGGACCGUCCAAACGGCACAGAUAUGGCUCGGCGUAAUAGUCAACGAUAUUCGGACGCUGCCGCCGACAAAUUGCUCGGCCUUGCUGGCAGAAAAUUAACAGUUGCGUCCGACGAUGGUCAAUCAGACGGAGAUGACUUUUCUGUGCAGGAUGAAAGUGGCCCAGAAACAGCCGAGGGCGACGUCACGGUAGAAUCGUCGUCCUCCAAUCUCAGCACGGGUGAUUCAGCGCGUUCGCAGCAUUUCAUUGAUCCACCCGAGACACCCAUCGCCUCGAAAACUUCCAAGGCUUCUAGCGUCGCAGCGACACGCGGUCUCAACGUUUCUAUCACACCGUCAGACAGAGGCCAUCGCUACUCCCGAAUGAUGGGCCUCCCCUCUUCUCCGCGGCCACCCAUCUCGCCUCGAACUGAUGCCUCAUCUUCGGACAAGGCGUCGCCUCAGUGA